Messenger RNA from Triticum aestivum (bread wheat), 1488 nucleotides. RefSeq names its product cytochrome c1-2, heme protein, mitochondrial. Bases 292 to 1215 code for a protein of 307 amino acids. The transcript has 8 exons. NCBI's taxonomy places the organism in Eukaryota, Viridiplantae, Streptophyta, Magnoliopsida, Poales, Poaceae. Gene Ontology annotation, molecular function: heme binding; electron transfer activity. The record is from RefSeq and is a predicted model, not a curated record. Gene Ontology annotation, biological process: mitochondrial electron transport, ubiquinol to cytochrome c. Gene Ontology annotation, cellular component: respiratory chain complex III.
AAAAAAAAGUGGAGCUUGAAACUCACUCGAGUAACCCGGGCCCACGGGUCAGCACCUUCCUCCAGCCGCCACCACGCACGGCCAUCGGAGCGCCACAAAGCCCAGCUCCCCACCACUCUCCCUCCUCCCCCGCCUCCGAUCGCGCAGACAGCAGACGUGCAGCCCCUCCGGCCGCUCGCUCUCCGGCGCCCUUCUCCAGCGGCUCCUCGCAGCGCAGCGCAGGUACCGGUUGCCGAACUCGACCCGCGUGUCGGGAACUCGGGAUCUGGGUGCUGGACUGCUGCGGCAUAGAUGGCUACUGGGAGGGGCAUUAGCCAGCUUCUGAAGAAAGUAUUUCGCCAGCACCCAUCUGGUUCAUCUCUUCUUUCUUCAACCCGGAUAUAUCAUGGAGAAGGAAUCACUGGCUUCACUGGACUGAAAGCAUUGGCUAUUCUUGGAGUUGGUGCUUCUGGCCUUUUAAGCUUUGGUACAAUAGCGUCAGCUGAUGAAGCAGAGCAUGGGCUCGAAUCUCCGAGCUAUCCCUGGCCACAUGAAGGCAUUCUUAGUUCUUAUGAUCACGCAUCAAUAAGGCGUGGACACCAAGUUUAUCAGCAAGUGUGUGCCUCCUGCCACUCGAUGUCUCUGAUCUCGUACCGAGACCUGGUGGGUGUUGCCUACACAGAGGAGGAAACAAAAGCAAUGGCUGCUGAGAUUGAGGUGGUUGAUGGGCCCAACGAUGAAGGCGAAAUGUUCACGCGCCCGGGUAAGCUGAGUGACCGUCUCCCACAACCAUAUGCGAAUGAGCAAGCAGCUCGAUUUUCAAAUGGUGGAGCAUACCCUCCAGACCUCAGCUUGAUCACAAAGGCCAGGCACAAUGGCCAGAACUAUGUUUUUUCUCUCCUUACUGGUUACCGUGAUCCACCUGCUGGCGUCUCGAUUCGUGAAGGCUUGCAUUACAAUCCCUACUUUCCUGGUGGCGCCAUAGCCAUGCCCAAGAUGCUUAGUGAUGGAGCUGUCGAGUAUGAAGACGGUACUCCUGCAACGGAAGCUCAGAUGGGUAAAGAUGUUGUCUCAUUCUUGUCAUGGGCAGCUGAGCCUGAGAUGGAAGAGAGAAAGCUGAUGGGAGUCAAAUGGAUCUUCCUACUCUCGCUCGCGCUUAUGCAAGCCGCGUAUUACCGGCGCAUGAAGUGGUCAGUCUACAAGUCCCGCAAGCUGGUCCUUGAUGUGGUCAAUUGAGGACCAACGCUUGGUUUUCUUCAAACAUUUCUUGGGUAAUUAGAAAUAUUUGAAAUAAGGAGUACAUGAUGUACGUUUUCACACUGGCAUGGUUGCCAUGCAUGCCUAGAAUGCAUUAUUCUUGUCUACAAUUACUCUCAUCUUUUUGGGGGACACGGUUUUCAAAAUUUGAAAUGUCAACAGUGCCAACAAUCAUCUAGCAGAAAUAUCAGACAGAGAUUGUAAAUAUAUCUGUGCUUUGUUGAUCAAAUUUACUUUUACUUUGUUUCUUAA